CAUUCAGACAUUGUAGAUAUAAAGCCAGCCAAUAUGGAGGACCUGACGGAAGUAAUUACAGCCUCUGAGUUUCAUCCCCAUCACUGCAAUCUCUUUGUCUACAGCAGCAGCAAAGGCUCCCUGAGACUCUGUGACAUGCGAGCAUCAGCCCUCUGUGACAAACAUUCCAAGCUUUAUGAAGAACCAGAAGACCCCAGUAAUAGAUCAUUUUUUUCAGAAAUUAUCUCUUCAGUGUCAGAUGUCAAAUUCAGUCACAGCGGUAGAUACAUGCUAACAAGAGAUUACCUCACUGUCAAGGUUUGGGAUCUGAACAUGUAAACAAAGCCUGUAGAAACGUACCAGGUUCACGAUUACCUUAGGAGCAAGUUGUGUUCCCUCUAUGAAAAUGACUGCAUCUUUGACAAGUUUGAAUGUGCAUGGAAUGGAUCAGACAGUGUCAUCAUGACAGGUGCAUAUAACAACUUCUUUCGAAUGUUUGACCGUAACACCAAGCGGGAUGUUACCUUGGAGGCAUCCCGGGAGAGCAGCAAACCCCGCGCUAUUCUCAAGCCCCGGAGAGUCUGCGUUGGUGGCAAACGGAGGAAAGAUGACAUCAGUGUCGACAGUUUGGACUUUACUAAGAAGAUCUUGCACACAGCGUGGCACCCGACCGAGAACAUCAUUGCUAUAGCAGCGACAAACAAUCUCUACAUAUUUCAGGAUAAAGUGAACUCAGAAAUGCACUAGGUUUAUCAAUAUCCCUCUGUAUCUACAAACCAGCCUGUUGAGAGUUGUAAAAGGAUGUGAUCUUCACAAAAAUUAGGGCUUCUGUGGUGGGAUUUGUAGGUUGCAUCCUUUCAUCCCUCAGCCUGUAUCAUUACUGGUGGCAAACCAACUAUUCUCAUCACUGCAACUGUACGAGUAAAAGGCACGACUGCAAAUCCAGCCCCGUGGUCUGUGUCGGUUCCUUUAAUCCAACAGGGGCACUUACACAGCUGGGCAGUGUUCUGAGGAGGUCUGGGACCUCCUCAGCUCCUGUCAGUGCUUUGAGGGUCUCAGUGGUUCACAGGACCGCGUCGUUCUGGUGCACUGCCUGCUUCUGCGGCCCACAGUUACCACACUGUUAGAGCUUCUGCUUUAAUCUUUUGAUUAUUAUUUUUUUUUCAGUAACAUUUUUCUGUCUUUCAACUAAGCUGAGCCUGUUUGUGCGCGAACGAAUGAGUAGCCGCAUCCCUUUGGACCACGUGGCACAUUGGAAGGGCCUCCCAAAUCCCUACUGGUGAGAAGCUGCCCUGUGUCACCCGUCCCAUUCCCUUCUUUACACUCUUGCAUUAUUUAUUCAUGUUACUAACAUUGUGCUUUGACUUCCUGAGUGAAUAAGCAGCAGGCUGCUGGAGUUACUCAGCCAACUUGUUUUAGGAAGUUAAUUCUCCCUCAAUCUCUUUGCUCUGUUUAAUAUUUAGCAGCUUUCCCCCUAACUUGGCAUUACCACUGCACGGGGACUGGCUGCUCAAACACAGCCUAGCAGAGUUAAUCCAUAAGCCUACACUGUCGCCUGGGGGUGGGGAGUUCUGGAAGCCUUGGCUAACAGUGCUGUCCUUGGAGGCAAAUCCUGACUUCAGUGGAAGCAAAGUCACAGCUCUGCUGGACACCCCAGGAAAUCCCACUGUUGCUCAGUGCAGAAUGGUUAUUCUUGUCCUGGCAUAUGGGGAAUACAGACAAUGCCAUGAUAGCUGUAGCUAUAAGAAGAAUAGUACUGUGAGAGGUGGCUUUGCUCAGUGAACUGUGAGGUGACAGUGAGCCCACUGCUGGGUGAUGUGGGUAUUCCUGGAGAAAGAGGAAAACACAAAGUCCAAACCAAACCUUCUUCCACAUAAACACAUCACUGUGAGAUCCAUAGCUCUUACAGAUCUGUCUUUGCUUUCAAACGAAUAGGAUGUAAGUGGCAAGUGAAAGUACGUGGAAUUACGUGCUCCAUUUUGGAAGUCUGUGGGAACAGUGUAGUGCUAGGAAGUCCUCUUCAUGCACAAGAAAGUUCUGUCUGCCUCCCUAACAGCUCUGGAAGAAAAACUGAUAUCCCAAAGGAUUUCUUCGCGAAUCACAAACAGGAGAGCACAACUGAGACGAUGGCAUUAAUGUGCCCAUAUUAAAACUCCUCAGAAAAACAAACAAACAAAAACCCACUUCUUUAAGCCAUUAUGCACUGAUGUCUUUGGUAAGUGGAGAACAGACUGAUAAAGGGACCUGCAUGCUUUCCUAUUUUGUUUUGGAGGAAAAGAUGGGUGAAAAGCUGCUUUAAACACCUGAAAAAGCCAAGUCUGUGGCUCUUUUAUAAGACGUCUUAACACAACACGCCAAACCUGUCUGAAGUUUUCUACAUCAGUGCUGUAUAUUUUGUGUGUAGAAGCACAAACGCACGCGCAUCCGUUUCCAGCCGUACUGAACACACCCGGUAUGAAACGCGUAGGUUAAUUUAAAGGGAA
Messenger RNA from Meleagris gallopavo (turkey), 2462 nucleotides. The record is from RefSeq and is a predicted model, not a curated record. Lineage: Eukaryota; Metazoa; Chordata; Aves; Galliformes; Phasianidae.